Messenger RNA from Penicillium cinerascens, 1152 nucleotides. RefSeq names its product putative mitochondrial phosphate carrier protein. The transcript has 6 exons. Gene Ontology annotation, molecular function: phosphate transmembrane transporter activity. Lineage: Eukaryota; Fungi; Ascomycota; Eurotiomycetes; Eurotiales; Aspergillaceae. Bases 1 to 1152 code for a protein of 383 amino acids. Gene Ontology annotation, cellular component: mitochondrial inner membrane. Gene Ontology annotation, biological process: mitochondrial phosphate ion transmembrane transport. The record is from RefSeq and is a predicted model, not a curated record.
AUGAUCCCCACGGACUCAAUCCUCACUGCGCUCGCUUCUCGACACCCUUUGGGUGCUCUGGGCACGCAGGCUCAGGCGGGGCAGCCGGCCAAUCUGAAUCCCAAGAGACCCGAGCCGUUCCCCGCUUGGAGUGCGAUUGAUGACGCAAAGCAUAAAGCAGAUGCCCUUGCCAAGGAAGCAGUCCGGGAGUACGAGGUCGCGAGCAAGAAGGCUCAGAGCAAGGCGGGCAAGAUUGAGCCCUGGACACCCAAAUACUAUGCGGCUUGCGUUUUUGGUGGCAUGAUGGCCUGUGGCCUUACUCAUACGGCGGUCACUCCUCUGGAUCUGAUCAAAUGCCGCCGUCAGGUCGACCCAGCUCUCUACAAGAGCAACAUGCAGGCGUUUUCCAAGAUUCGCUCUCUCGAGGGUAUCCGUGGAGUGUUCACUGGUUGGAGCCCCACUUUCUUUGGCUACAGCGCCCAAGGAGCAUUCAAGUACGGUGGCUACGAAUUCUUCAAGAAAUUCUACAGCGACCUUGUCGGACAGGAAAAUGCCAUCAAAUGGAAGACCUCUGUCUACCUAACUGCCAGUGCCUCGGCUGAGUUCAUCGCCGACAUAGCUCUGUGUCCCUUCGAGGCCGUCAAGGUGCGCAUGCAAACGACCAUGCCACCCGAUUUCAAGGGUACAUUCAGCGGGAUUUCUGCCGUGGUCUCCAAAGAGGGCGUGUCUGGCUUGUACAAGGGUCUGUACCCACUCUGGGGUCGCCAGAUCCCCUAUACCAUGAUGAAGUUUGCCUCGUUCGAGACAAUCGUCGAAAUGAUCUACCAUAGACUGCCGGGACACAAGUCCGACUACAACAAGGGUGCUCAGACAGCAGUUGCGUUCACCGGUGGAUACCUUGCUGGUAUUCUGUGUGCCGUGGUGUCGCACCCAGCUGACGUGAUGGUCAGUAAGCUCAAUGCCAAUCGCCAGGCAGGUGAGGCGUUUGGUGCAGCCAUGAGCCGGAUCUAUGGAGACAUUGGCUUCCGCGGACUGUGGAAUGGACUGCCCGUCCGUAUCGUCAUGAUCGGAACCUUGACCGGUCUGCAGUGGAUGAUCUACGACUCUUUCAAGAUCUUCAUGGGACUCCCUACCACGGGUGGAUCAGGCGAAGACAAGAAGAAGGUCCAGUAG